This is a messenger RNA of Haemonchus placei, 4245 nucleotides long. The record is from the annotation of a GenBank genome assembly. Lineage: Eukaryota; Metazoa; Nematoda; Chromadorea; Rhabditida; Trichostrongylidae.
GAUGGUUUUUCGAGUAAUUCUUGUAGAGAAAAUCAGGGAAUGCAUGUGUUCAAAACCCAUGAUGGUGAAGUCCUAUUGGAAUACAAUGCUACACAUGGUGAUAUCCUGAUCCAUGAGUCGAAGGGUUCAUGGCGUAACGACUCGGGUGGCCAGCAAGUUAUUACACGUCAUGGCGAAGGGCUAUUCCCGACUCUGAUGUGCACAUCAUACUGUCCAGCGAACUCUGAGUGCAUCGAAGGUGUCUGCCGCUGUAGCAAAGGAUUUGGAGGCAAUCCACUUUUUGGAUGUGAAGGUAAUCUUUGCCACCUCCCUGAAUUUGACCGUAUCCCGCAAAUAAUUGAAACCACUACCACAAGUGGCGACGAGAAGCCCACAUCAGCUUCAACUGCAUCUGCGACCGUCUCAGGCCAGACGGACACUACGACUCUGCUGCCUACCACUCAAUCCAAGCAACUCAGAUCGGAACCAACAAAACAUGCCACAGAAUCUACUAGCAGCCCCCAAACGAGCAGUGUUCCUUCAGCGUCUACGGAGCCUACAUCCAAGCUCCCGAAAAAAGAAACAGCUGUUACUGAUGAACUUCCAUUAGAUGCUAAGCAAACGAGCGCCACUGAAGAACCCGAAACCACGGAAACUGAACAGAAUGAGGGUUCUGGAGUCACAGACACCAGUGGCAUUCCUGAGACAACGACGGCAGUCCUAUCUUCUUCGACCGCGCUGCCUCCAAAGACGACGUCCGAACAACCAACAUAUUCAGGACGAGGCAAAAUUGCUGGAACUUCAUCUGAAAGUCUCCCCAUCACUAGUACUACAACAAGCAAGACGACAACGAAAUUAACGGAAGAUACCACGACGUCAGCGACUACAUCUGCCUCUGAUAGCGCACUAGACACGACUUCUUCGGCAACCGAGCAACCGAUCAAGGAAACGUCCGAGCAUCCAAAAGAUUCAGGAGUGAGCGCCUCUUCAAAGAAGACAAUAAAUAUGGUGAGUAAUCUAACAACAACUACACCUGAAGAUUCAGGAUCUUCUGGUAUCCCCGAACUUUCUAAAACCACACAAGAUCUUGCUCCAUCCACAACGGUCGUGACCACAGAGCCUCCUGUAACUUCCACAACCUCAACAACUACUGUUCUUUCGGGUAGUACUUCAGAGGGUCAUUCUUCGACUGGAUUGCCUAAGGAGACAUCUCGACUUCAGGAAGGGACAGAGGCUUCGACUUCCUCUAGUCCUACUCCUAUCACGGAUAUUACCGAUAAGAAAACAACUACACAAGAGAGAACUUCUACUGGAGACCAGGAAGAAUCUACGUCCACAAGCCCCACUUCAACGACUGAACUGUCGUCGAAGCCGUUAGUCAAACAGCCAGAAGGAACGCAGUCCACUUCAACACCUAACCGUCUUGAGACUACAUCAACACCGACCGAUGUGGCAGGUAAUUUGACAACGGCUAGCCCAGAAGGUUCAGGAACUCCAGCCGCUCCUGGUUCUUCUAAAACCACUUUUGAUUCUACUCCAUCUGUUUCAACUUUGACCGCCGAGCCAACGAAAGAAGGCAUGGGAGGACCUGAAGGUACAACGAAGCCCGCCAUUUCGACGGCAAUGACGGCCGAGCCAACAAAAGAAGGCGUGGAAGGAUCUGAAGGUACAACGAGGGCCGCAAUUUCGACGAAAACUACUGAGAAAAAAAUUGUGUCUUCGACGGAGUUGCCAACGAAAGUAACGAUAGAGCCGAUAACCAAGGAUUCUGAUUCCAGUGUCUCUCAAACAACCACGCCUCAAGCAAUCAAAGAAAGUGCUUCCUCAACAGGAGGGCCGUUGAACAGUGCGACGUCUGAAUCACUAACGACCAAGGAUGAAAGUUCAAACGCCUCUUCCACUAGCAUUCCUCCAGCAAAAGCCACAUCGGAAGUUUCAGUCACAGAAGAACUGACAAAAUCACCAAUGAAGGCUGUCGACUCUAACGAUACGAAACCGGAGACGAAAUCUCCCACGACAGCGAAAACCACGGAGCCCACUCUCACCACGGGAAGUCUAGGAAAUGCCUUGACAAGCACUGCGGGUGUCGAACCGACAAGCCAUCCAGAAUCUACUAAAGUACCUUCUCAGCUGACUUCCAAUCAACCGACUACUACAGCAACCACCGACCUUCUCGGAACGACUGCUGGAACUCGAUCAACAAAAACAGAGCUCGCAACUGUAACACCUGCUCUGGGAUCGGCAGCAUCUUCGACUCAACCAUCAACCGCAAAAACUCCGAAAACUGAGUUCAUGUCUACGACUUCUACGACUUCGCCCUCCGGCGCAUCAAGCACUGCCAAGACAGAAGCGUCUCCUAAACCAACACCAUCUACACAACAUCCCACCGCAGAGGCAACGAUUAUACCCGAGUUCCCUGAAGGAAGCAGGAGUGAGUUUGUAGACGGAAAACAGCCGACUGGAGCUCCCUCAUCUGGUUCAACCGCAGUUUCCGGUAAUACCGUACCCAAAGGUGCUGUUUUGGAAGGAUUGCCGUCGACACCAAAGCAGCAUCGUGAGCCAGUCACGGACGCCGAAGAAUUUAAUCUAAUUGGAUGCUCAAUAGAAUGCGGCCUUUUCAGUAACACAACAAAGUGCACUAGCGGAGAUCAGUGUGGAGAUGACGCAUAUUGCGAAAGAAGGACAGGAGCAUGCCGUUGCUACCCUGGAUUCGAAGGAGCACCACCCAUGGUUGGAUGUAAAGAUGUGGACGAAUGCGCUACUGGCCUUCAUAAGUGUGAUGAAACUGCUAGAUGUCAUAACUAUGUUGGAGGAUAUGCCUGUUUCUGCCCGAUGGGCUACAGGAAAAUGGAUAAAGGCAUAUGUGUUGAUAUUGACGAGUGCGCUGAAUCCCAGGGAGGUUGUUGUAGUGGAAACGCCACCUGCAUCAAUAAGGAAGGAUCGUAUGGAUGCAAGUGUAAUGAAGGAUUUGUCGGAGAUGGCUACAAGUGCAUGCCUGUGGAGAAACGUGGAUGUACGGAGGCUGAAUGGGCUGAUGCCAACUGUGGCAAGAACCACAUGUGUACGGUUGACAGCAAAGGCAAGAAAGAUUGCGACAUGUGCAAGAUGGGCUUCGAGAUGAAGAAUGGGGAAUGUGUAGACAUCAAUGAAUGCGCCAGUCCUGGUUUGAAUAUGUGCGACAAGAACGCCGUCUGCAACAACUUGAUGGGAACAUAUGCCUGUCAGUGCAAGAAGGGAUUCCGUGGAGAUGGCUAUAUGUGUGAUGACGAAGACGAAUGUCGAACAAUGCCAUGUCACCCGCAAGCUGAGUGCCAUAACGUGCCCGGUUCAUUCCAAUGCAAAUGUCCUGAAGGAUUUGAAGGAGACGGAGUGAAGACAUGCGUGAAUCCGCUGGAGAACAGCUGUAAGGACAUGGAGCGACUCUGCGGUCGAACGGAGCACACAGCAUGCCUAUCUGUUCGGUUAUUUGACGGCUCCUUGGGUAGUAUCUGUGAAUGUGAACCCAAUUAUCGUUUUAACAACGUGACCCAUCAAUGUGAAGACAUAGACGAAUGCGCUGAGAACCGCCACAACUGCGAUCCAGCUUCGUCGACGUGCGUCAACGAAGACGGCGGAUUCCGAUGCGAAUGUUAUGAAGGUUAUGAGGGCACUGGGGGUGUCUGUGUGGAUAUUGAUGAAUGCGAGCGAGGAGUAGCUGGCUGCCACAGUAUGGCCAUGUGCAUAAACCAACCAGGUAGCUGUGGCUGUAAAUGCGUACAUGGAUUCACCGGCGACGGAACGCAGUCAAUGAAACGUGAGACUGACAACACGUGUACCCCAGAAUGGCAACGCCUUUGCAAAAAGGAAAACAGAACGUGUCAUGUGGAUGAUGAAGAUGUCCCGCAAUGCGGUUCUUGUAUUGAAGGACAUCAACUCGUCAAUGGAACCUGUCACCAAAUUGAAAGCGGCGGUGUCUGUUCGGACCCCACCAAGAAUAAUUGCGAUGUUAAUGCCGAAUGUAUCGACGUCCGUCCAGGACGACACUUUUGCACCUGUAAAGUCGGCUACAUUGGCGACGGGAUGCGGUGUGAUGAUAUCGAUGAAUGUUCCUUGGCUGGUAUAUGUGAUCCGCAUGCUACUUGUCACAAUUCACCUGGAUCGUUUAACUGCACGUGCAAUCCGGGAUAUGUUGGCAACGGACAUGUCUGUGAAGCUAUCGACACCACCAAUGGCACCAAAACCACUCCUCGUAAGACUGCUCACUUCUUUUCUUGGUCUUUCGCUUGA